Messenger RNA from Corylus avellana, 1454 nucleotides. Its product is annotated as rhamnogalacturonan I rhamnosyltransferase 1-like. The record is from RefSeq and is a predicted model, not a curated record. Lineage: Eukaryota; Viridiplantae; Streptophyta; Magnoliopsida; Fagales; Betulaceae. Gene Ontology annotation, cellular component: cytoplasm.
AGAAUGUAAAGAGCUUGAUUAUGGAGGGAAUCAAAGCUGAAAAGGUGAAGAGUUUGAUCGUAGCUCGGUUUCAGACAGCUCGACUGAACUUGUGGGUGGUUGGAAUCGUAAUACUUCUGCUGCUGCGCGCCUGUGUGGUGCAGCUCAGAACGCUCAGCGAGACCGUCGCGCCGAGGCCCUUCAUGUUCCGCUCUUCUUUUCACGUUGACAUUCCGGCUGAAAGAGUCUAUGAGAACAAUGGAUACCUGAUCGUUUCGGCUAAUGGAGGAUUGAAUCAAAUGCGAGCUGGUAUUUGUGACAUGGUUGCUGUCGCAAGAUAUUUGAAUGUCACGCUUCUAGUUCCUGAAUUGGAUAAAAAAUCCUUCUGGAAUGAUAGUAGUCAGUUCAAAGAUAUAUUUGAUAUGAACCAUUUCAUUACAUCAUUGAGAGAUGAGGUUCGGAUAUUGAAAGAGCUGCCAAAAGAGCUGAAGAUCAUGGAGUACUUACCUUGCUUCCACUCCAUGCCACCCGCUAGUUGGUCCAACAUGUCUUUUUAUGACACGGUUCUUCCGGUGAUAAAAAAGUAUGGGCUCUUGCACUUCACCAAGACGGAUACAAGGCUUGCAAAUAAUGGGAUUCCUGUAGAGGUCCAGAAGCUGCGGUGCCGAGUGAACUAUGAAGCUCUGAGAUUCACUCCCCCAAUAGAGAAAGUAGGGAAGAAGAUUAUCAGGCUUCUAAGGCAAAAAGGCCCUUUCUUAGUUCUUCAUCUCAGAUAUGAAAUGGACAUGUUAGCAUUCUCUGGCUGUACCCAAGGUUGCAAUGACACAGAAAUUGAUGAUUUGACAAAAAUGAGAUAUGCCUACCCAUGGUGGAAGGAAAAAGAAAUAGACUCAGAAAAGAAAAGAAAACAAGGUGGUUGCCCUUUAACCCCCGAGGAAACUGCACUUACAUUGAGAGCAUUGGAUAUUGAUCCUAGUAUCCAAAUUUAUGUUGCUGCUGGAAAUAUAUAUGGUGGGGAAAGGAGAAUGGCCCCCCUCAGAGCAGCUUUUCCAAAUUUGUUGAAAAAGGACACAUUGCUGACACCCUCGGACCUUAAACCCUUCCGGAAACGUUCAAACCUGAUGGCGGCGUUGGAUUACAGUGUAUCAUUAGAAAGCGACAUUUUUGUGGCUACAUUCGGAGGAAACAUGGCAAGAGUUGUUGAAGGCCAUCGACGAUACUUGGGGUUCAAGACAACAAUUCGUCUAGACAGAAUGGUUCUAGUGAAUCUGAUAGAUGAAUACAAGAAUGGAACACUGAGCUGGAACGAAUUCUCCCAAGCAGUCAAGACGGGUCAUGCUGAUCGCAUGGGUGGGCCGACACGAAGACUAGAAAUUCCUGGGAAACCCAAGGAAGAAGAUUAUUUCUAUACUAAUCCACAGGAGUGUUUGCCACCAAUUGUCAGAAAAUCAAAGGGCAUACCCUUCUCAUUAUGA